Molecule: messenger RNA, 831 nt
Organism: Phragmites australis (common reed)
Lineage: Eukaryota; Viridiplantae; Streptophyta; Magnoliopsida; Poales; Poaceae
Product: multifunctional methyltransferase subunit TRM112 homolog A-like
Exons: 1
Coding region: 158-553 (131 amino acids)
Biological process (GO): tRNA methylation; rRNA (guanine-N7)-methylation; peptidyl-glutamine methylation
Molecular function (GO): protein heterodimerization activity
Source: RefSeq, a predicted model, not a curated record
AGAUGCUCUUGUAUCCCUGUCCCUGUCCCACUAAUAUCCAAACGCCACCUAGGGUUUUAUUCCGCAGCCGCAGCACGCCGCCGGCGCAGCACGAGACCACCCUCUCCGGCGAGAGAGGAGAAAGCAGCAGCAGCUCGAGGCCGAGACCGAGCGGGAGAUGAGGCUCCUGACGCACAACAUGCUGGCAUCGAAUGUCAGGGGCGUGACCACCGGCUACCCGCUGAAGCUGGAGGCGACCAAGUGGUGCACCAAGGAGGUCGAGCUCAACGCCGACUUCAUCCGCGGCGUCCUCCCCAAGAUCGACUGGCGCGCGCUCGUCGCGGCCACCCGCGCGCUCGACCUCCCCGAGCUCCUCCCUGAGGAGCAGCCGCCCGAGGAAGAGAUCUUCGCCGAGGGCGCCGCUGACGUCGAGGGCAGCGCCAUCCGCCGCAUCCACCACGCGCUCCUCGAGAUCCACAUCCAGGAGGGCAGCCUUGUCUGCCCCGAGAGCAGCCGCUGCUUCCCCAUCGACAAGGGCAUCCCCAACAUGAUGCUCCACGAGGACGAGGUCUGAUAUGGUGUGUAGGUCUCGCCCCGGCCGCCUUUACUUACUCACCAGCUCGUUUGUCGGUUGUCAGCUAGGGAUCCAUGGUUUGGACUACUCGGAUUAUGUCUGUGAAGUAUGAAAUGCGGAUCGUGACGUUAUAAUUUGAUAGAUAACCGUGUUGUUCUGCUCGGAAUUGCGGUUUUGUGCUGGUGAUUUGAUAUACCUCAUGCUUUUUUGUGAACUGUGGACAAUGUGUUUGCUGCCCUAUGACUACAGAAAUUGAGAGGAACGCUGUAAUUUCUUCA